This is a messenger RNA of Dictyostelium discoideum AX4, 729 nucleotides long. RefSeq lists its product as hypothetical. The transcript has 2 exons. NCBI's taxonomy places the organism in Eukaryota, Evosea, Eumycetozoa, Dictyosteliales, Dictyosteliaceae. The record is from RefSeq and is a predicted model, not a curated record. The coding region runs from base 1 to 729 and encodes 242 amino acids.
AUGUAUACACCUCAACCAAAUAAAAAAAAAAUAUCUGAAAUUUCUAAAAGAGUGUCUAAAUCUGAAACCAAAGCCCCACUUUCGAAAUGUAAAGCAGAGAGACAUCAUAAAAUUUUAUUUGUAGGCGAAGGAAAUUUCUCAUUUUCAACUUCUUUAUUGGAAAAACAUAACCAAAAUCAUCACACAAAUGAUGGGAAAUUUUUAAAAAUAACCGCUUCAGAUUUAUAUAUUUCCCAAACAGUUUACAAUAAAUUUAAAGUUCAUAAGGAUGUACUUAUAAAAACUGGAGUUACAACCUACGGAUGUUGUGAAGAUAAUGUUAAAAAAUGUGAUAACUGUUUGUUGACAAUUAAAAAUAUUGAAUUUUUAAUAAUUUCUGAAUGUACUGUUAUUUUUGGAUUAGAUGCAACAAAAAUACAUGAAUCAAAUGAAAGAUAUUCAAAAAUAUAUUGGUCAAUGCCUCAUGAUAGAAGUUCAUUUAUGGAUCCAAGUCUUCCUAAUUUGAUUAGUGAUUUCUGUUUAUCAUGUUCUAAAGUUCAAAGAUUGGGUGACAAGGUACAUUUGAUAAUCUCUCAGACUAAAAAAGAUGAUCCAACGUAUCAUACCAUAUUCCAACAAGGAAUAAUAUUAUCGAAAGUCCAUUUAUUGCCGGAUACACUUUGGAAAAAAGAAUUUUUUUUAACAAUCAAAGAUAUACGGGAUAUAAACAUCAACAGAAGGCAGGAAUAA